ACAGAAAGACAGCUGGUGAGCCAAACGGCACCACUGAGCCUUCCUAGAAGUGGAGCACCAAGGGAUCUGCGGGUGUUAGCUGGGUCCCAGUAGCUGUGAGGAGCAGGACUGCAAGUGUGUGCUGUAUGGCACCAGCCCCGAAGCCAGGAGUAAAUGGCAGAAGCCUGAAGAAGGUGACAGGCCUUUCCCUGUCAGCUCACUGACAGGCCGCCAAAGCCUUGCCUCCCCGCCCCAGCGAGAGCGAUACCAGCGCCGGCUGCCCCAGCUCUGCCCGAGAGAGGCAGGCUGACGGUUUGCCAGCUGGAAGCGAUCAGAGAGCCCCUUCUCCGCCGCGAUCGCCAGCAGCUGCGAGCCCGGGUCCUGCCGGGGCCGCCCUCUGCCCGCCGGUUACUAAAGGCCGCUGCGCGGCCAUAUACUUUCCGCCAGUGUGGGGGCCCGGCCCGCACGCCCCCGCCCCGCCCGGCCUUGCCGUGUCCCCCCCCCCCCCCCCGCAGAUAACCGCGGCUCCCGCCUCCCCCCGGCUCUUCCCCACCCGCCCAGCGCGGAGUCGGCCCCGGGUCGGCAGCCGUUCUCCAAGCGCCGGCUGCCUCUUGCCGCGGCGCGGGCGAGGAUGGCUCGCAAGCCCGGGGGCUUUCUGCAGGAGGCCUCUCACCAAGUCGUCGCCGGAGGCUCGGCGGGUCUUGUAGAAAUUUGCCUGAUGCAUCCCCUUGAUGUAGUGAAAACAAGGUUCCAAAUUCAAAGAGGGAAAACUGAUCCGACCGGUUACAAGAGCCUGGGGGACUGUUUUAGGACUAUUUUCCAACGAGAAGGAUUGCUUGGCUUCUACAAAGGAAUAUUUCCUCCCAUCUUGGCUGAGACACCCAAAAGGGCAGUGAAGUUUUUCACCUUCGAACAAUACAAGAAGCUACUAGGAUAUGCAUCAUUACCGCCAGGACUGGCAUUUGCAGUUGCUGGCUUGGGAUCUGGAUUGACAGAAGCAGUUGUGGUUAACCCUUUUGAAGUAGUAAAGGUUACCUUACAGACAAAUCGGAAUGCCUUCACAGAGCAACCGUCUAGCUUUGUUCAAGCUCGGCAGAUCAUUAAUACCGAUGGUCUGGGCUUCCAAGGACUCAACAAAGGUCUUACUGCAACACUGGGCCGUCACGGAGUUUUUAACAUGGUUUACUUUGGAUUCUACUUCAACGUGAAAAACAUUCUUCCAGUCAAUAAAGAUCCAAAUUUGGAGUUUUUGAGGAAAUUUGGAAUUGGGCUAGUCUCAGGAACAAUAGCCUCAAUUAUUAACAUUCCUUUUGAUGUUGCAAAAAGUAGGAUUCAAGGACCACAGCCAGUUCCUGGAGAGAUCAAGUACAGAACCUGUUUUAAAACUAUGGCAACAGUCUAUAAAGAGGAAGGAUUUCUGGCUCUGUACAAAGGCUUGGUUCCCAAGAUCAUGAGGCUUGGUCCAGGUGGUGCAGUGAUGCUUUUGGUUUACGAAUACGUUUAUGCAUGGCUUCAGGACAGAGUUGAUCACAAGUAGCACUUCUGAAAAAUGUACUCUUUAAAAUUAUAUGCAUUCGAAAAUACACUUUAAUAAAGUAAAAGUGAUUCUCACCCUUUACGGUGUUAACGCCCACAGAUUACACUGAUGUUAAUACAGUUCAAAACAAAUUUGGUCUUCAGGUCCUGAUCCAAGAAAACAUUUAAGCCCAUGCUUUUCUGUAAGUGCAUAAGUAAAUAGCACAGUUGAUAUUUGUAAUUAUUUUACUGGAUCAAGAGAAAAUAUAAAGGAGACAUAGGAACAAGUUAGUUUUUCAAGGACAAACUGACAAUUCUGGACACUGAAUUAUACUAUGUAGUCAAUACACUUUUUAAAAAAAUUCAGCUGAAAUGGCAAGAUAAUAAUUUUUCAGGGGAUUUUGAAGAAAAAAAUGGAAUAAUCCUGUGGGGUCAGAUACUAAGCUAGUGUAAACUGACAGCUCCAUUGACUCCAGGUUAAGAACAUGACCCAUACUCUGCAAACUCUUGUGUCAAUCUUGGGUCCAGUUUCAAUUCAGUCCAGUACGAUUUCAACAUUGAUAGAAAAGCUUCUGCAGUUGUUGAGAGUUAGGAUAGAAAAAGGACAGCAUGACUAGCCACAGCCUUAAAAACACAGAUACUGUUAAAUGUUCUACUCGUUCUUAGCCAUAUAUGUCAUAUAAAUCUCACUCAGUUCACAGAAGAUACUGAAAAUAAUUAGUCUGAAUCAAGUACAUAAAAGUGCAAAACAACUGUGGGAGUCAUAGAAGAAAUGAGUAAAUAAAUUAACAAAAAAAAUUACUUUUAGGCAUAUGAGAUUUUGCUGUGAAUUUUUUAUCCGCCUUCAUACAUUAUUGCUUAAAGAGCUGUCCUGUGAUAAAAAUGUUCAAUGCACCUUAACUGCCCCUUUACCCUUUCAUUACCACCAUGAGAUAGAGAAACAAUGUUCUAGACUGAUAGCACAUAUGCAGUCAUAAUUAGCUACCCAUGCACCUCAAAGAAAUGCACCUUUCUAUAGAUAAAAAAUGUUGCUCUAAAGCUAAAAUUGUUACAUUUCCCAGUCACUGUAAAUAUAAAUAGUAUUUCAGUGAUGUACUCCUGUCUUUACUAGCCAUUCUAACUAGCUCUGUGAAAUGCGAUAAUUUCUGCUGUGCUGAGUGAAGACAGUUUCAGUUCAUGCAGUUGUGCCACUCUACAGUUUCAAGAACUCUUUAAAUAACUUAAAAUUACACAUUAUUCUGUUAUUAAAAUGUUCCAUUAUGUAAACUUGGUUUGUUGUCAAAGGAAUGCACAUCUUGCAAUUGCUGAAAGUGUCUAUCACCCCAUCCUACAUUCACACUGUUAACUUUAAAUGUUCUUCCUCUUAAGGAGGUACAAACCCUUCUCCCAGCAAUCCUGAAAAAAUACCUUUCCAGACUGUUACUUGAAAAUGACAGUUCACAUGUGAAGUCUCGUCUCACGAGUGGUUUUAAUGCAUUAGAAAAGCAACAAAAAGCUAAAAAUAGAAAUACAUUCUUAGCGCCUUCAAGGAUGCUUGUACUGACAUGCUCGAUAAACCUCUCUAUUGUCUAAAUCUGACAACAGCAAAUUCUCAUACCUAUGCUACUUCAUAGCUAAAAUCAAUAAAAUUAGCUCUGUUACAGUUU
Aquila chrysaetos chrysaetos is the source of this 3140-nucleotide messenger RNA. It is a transcript of the gene SLC25A21, whose product is annotated as solute carrier family 25 member 21. The record is from RefSeq and is a predicted model, not a curated record. NCBI's taxonomy places the organism in Eukaryota, Metazoa, Chordata, Aves, Accipitriformes, Accipitridae. The coding region runs from base 611 to 1516 and encodes 301 amino acids. The transcript has 10 exons.